Messenger RNA from Lottia gigantea (owl limpet), 192 nucleotides. RefSeq lists its product as hypothetical. Gene Ontology annotation, molecular function: hydrolase activity, acting on acid anhydrides, in phosphorus-containing anhydrides; zinc ion binding; nucleic acid binding. The record is from RefSeq and is a predicted model, not a curated record. NCBI's taxonomy places the organism in Eukaryota, Metazoa, Mollusca, Gastropoda, Lottiidae. The coding region runs from base 1 to 192 and encodes 63 amino acids. The transcript has a single exon.
AUGAUCUAUAUUAUUUUUAUACUGCAGGUUGAGGCAAAAGAAAAGUUGAUGUUAAAACGAGACGAUGAGUAUUAUAAAAAUGCUAUCCAAGUGGUUAACAUGGAUUCUGAACAAGUUGGUCAUAUUAAACGCGAUCUGGCGGAAACUUUAACUUUCAUACUGGAUAAUAAACUUGCACGAUUAGAAGGGUAG